Molecule: messenger RNA, 632 nt
Organism: Protobothrops mucrosquamatus (brown spotted pit viper)
Lineage: Eukaryota; Metazoa; Chordata; Lepidosauria; Squamata; Viperidae
Product: synaptojanin-1-like
Exons: 5
Source: RefSeq, a predicted model, not a curated record
AUUUGUAGAAGAUAAAAUGUGGGUGACAUUUUUGGAAGGCAGCUCUGCUUUGAGUGUUCUGGAUCUGAAUGGUAUUGAGGUUCUCGGGAAAACCGCUAACAUUUCUUUGAAAAGCCCUGAUUGGAUUAAGAGUUUAGAAGAUGAAAUAAGUUUGGAGAGAGUUAAUAUUGGGCUGCCUUCAUCAACAAGUUCUACUUUGCUUUGUGAAGAUGCAGAAGUUACUGCAGACUACGAUAUGGAAGGUGAUGUUGAUGAUUAUAGUACUGAAGUAGAAGAAAUUCUCCCACAACAUCUACAGCUAGCUUCAGGCUCUAGUCUUGGAGCCUCACCUGCCUCUUCCCCUCGUUCAAGCCCCUGCCAGUCCCCUACUCCAUCAGAAGGUCUGCCUCCAACUCUUCCAUCAAGGCCAAGCAGGACACCCAAUAAGACUCCCGGACCUCCGGUGUCUUCUCAAGGUUCACCAGCAGAUUUUCAACCUAUAACUCAACUAAAAGAGUCUACUCAAGGCUUGGAACCAAAACGCCCACCUCCACCUCGACCAGGAGUGCCUCCUGCUCGCCCUGCUCCACCACAAAGGCCCCCUCCUCCAUCAGGGAGUAAGAGUCCUGCACUUACUAGAAAAGAACUUGGAG